Molecule: messenger RNA, 2232 nt
Organism: Malaya genurostris
Lineage: Eukaryota; Metazoa; Arthropoda; Insecta; Diptera; Culicidae
Gene: Zw10
Product: centromere/kinetochore protein zw10
Exons: 4
Coding region: 123-2213 (696 amino acids)
Biological process (GO): mitotic spindle assembly checkpoint signaling; endoplasmic reticulum to Golgi vesicle-mediated transport
Cellular component (GO): RZZ complex
Source: RefSeq, a predicted model, not a curated record
GAACAAAAGCCCGCAAACAUUUUUUUCCGGUUGACAGUUUUAUGCAACCCUGUUUGAAGAUAUUCAAAAUUUUUACUUGGCAUCACUGGUCCUAGCAACAAAAAUUUUCCUUUCCAAGCCUUAUGGCAGAACUUAGUAACGUCAUGGAUGUAGAAAUAGUAAAUGGUGAGGUCGACGCUAAAAAAGAAAUAAUGAGCAUAAUUUCUAAAAUUCACGACUAUGAGGAAAAAGUUCAAGAAAUAGUAUCCAACUAUUACGUUGAUUUCCUGCCCAAUUGCUUUGAUAAUGUAAAGAUUAUGAAAAAUGGCAAAAUGCUAGAAGAAGAAAUCAACAAUGUUGUAACAUUGGUAAAUCAAGAUACUGCUUGGCAACAUAAUACAACACAAGAGAAUAUGCAACAAAUUCGUGAAGAACUUAGUGAGUGCAUUGCAGCAUACAAAACAUCAUUCAAACUACAGACAAUUCACGGUUUAUUUGAGAUGAUCCCACGAACGGGAGAUGACUAUCAGAAGUUGAUUCACAUAAUCGAAAAAAUCAAGUUACUUUUGAACGACGGAACUGAUUUAGUAUUACCUAAACUUGAAUGCUACCAAACGAUAAGACUUCGAUGCCAUGAAGAACAUCAAUUAAUACUGUUCAAUUUGAACAAAAAGUUUGAAUCACUUAUACAGCUCAACGAGAAAUCAUUCCAAAAUACUAAAUCGAUCACAAUUAAGAUAAAAAAGGAUGAAGAUCAACUACACCAAGUAAUACUAGCUUUAGUUCACGCGAAUUACAACGUCCACAAAAUGUGUAAAUUUUUGUUAGACAAUGUGUUUGAGCCAAUUAUAACACGACCCGUGUCGCUGUCAUACAACGAAAACGAUGGAGAUUUUGUAACGUUACAACUGUCCUACCAGCUCAAAUCUGGAAAUGAGCUGAGACCCAACUAUAAAACAAUUUUCAAACUGAUAAUGGAGACAUUCUUUUGUCUUGGACAUAUGAAUAUACUAAUCUCGGAACGUCAAUGUAUAUUCUCUAUCAUUGCAAAGCAUACUAAAGGACGCAUUUGUAAUUUGUUAGUUGAAAGUUGCCUACAAAACGAUAUUCCCGAUACCAUUGCUGAAAUGAAUGACUCCAACAUAGUACAGGCCGUCCAGGAAUUUAAUAAUUUUUUUCGUAAAAUGUUAUAUCUAGAUGGUGUGAACGACAAUGUUCUCGACGAAUACGCGAAUAAAAUAGGAUUGCUUUUUCAAAAAAAAUUCUGCACUAACAUUGUUAAUAGUGCUUUCGACAUAAUGAAGAAAGACCUGCAUGAUAUGGUACUGGUUGAAGAGCGAGAACCACACCUUUCGAGUGGGUCAGACAUGUUUGCCAGUUGUAUGAUAUCGAAAAGUACAAUCGAACUUAAAAAGCUCCUAGAUAAAAUCUUAUCAGAAGCCUUGACUAGCGAAAAAGAACUUUCCGAUCGUCUAAUGAAGACAAUUGCUAUAAUCUUAGAGCGAUAUGCGAAUGAGGUAAUCAAAAACCACGAAAAACUGUUGCAGAAAAUUCCCCAACAAUCGGCACUAUUUCACAACAACUGCAUGUACUUAUCGUUCUGGCUCCAAAAAAAUGGUGGGAAAUUAGGAAGCAACUGCUCAUUUAUGCUUGUCGGCAAUGCUCUACGUGAUCAGGGCAGCCAAACUUUUCAAAGUCAACUACUGAAUCAACGAACACUACUUCUACAAUCGCUGGAAAGUUUUGCUCUACUCGAAGCAACCGUUGAACUAGGUGCCGAACCGCAAAAAGCUGUACGACAGUGCAUUCGACAGUUUGAUCUGCUGAAAAGUGUAUGGCAGACCGUUUUGCCUGAGAAUGUUUAUAAUUCAAGUAUCGGUGGACUGGUGACAACGUUUUGCGCUGAACUCAUCAAACGGAUUUUAAAUCUGGAAGACAUUACCGCUUCUUUAGGAAGCGGUCUUGUGGAUGUAAUUACCAUAGUGAGAGAGAAGGUUCCAUUACUAUUCAUGGAUCCUGCCGACAUUAUAACUACGGUAAAAAAUUGGACAAAGCUAAUUCAGCUUCAUAAAAUUCUUGAUGCAUCACUUGUCGAGAUAAUUGAACUCUGGGGUGAAGGAAAAGGACCUCUUACGUUGAACUUCAAAGCAGAAGAAAUAAAGAAAUUGAUAAGAGCAUUGUUCCAGAAUACGAAACACCGACAGAUGUGCCUGGCUUCCAUAAUUCAAAUAUAAAAUGUAUAAAUAGUUUCAA